Messenger RNA from Lodderomyces margitis, 1299 nucleotides. RefSeq names its product ornithine-oxo-acid transaminase (gene CAR2). The transcript has a single exon. NCBI's taxonomy places the organism in Eukaryota, Fungi, Ascomycota, Pichiomycetes, Serinales, Debaryomycetaceae. Gene Ontology annotation, cellular component: cytoplasm. Gene Ontology annotation, molecular function: identical protein binding; L-ornithine transaminase activity; pyridoxal phosphate binding. The record is from RefSeq and is a predicted model, not a curated record. The coding region runs from base 1 to 1299 and encodes 432 amino acids.
AUGUCUUCUACUACUUCUCCUGAUUUUAAAGUUUCUUCCAAACAAGCACAGGAAUAUGAAUCACAAUAUUCAGCCCACAACUACCAUCCAUUACCGGUAGUAUUUUCCAAAGCAAAAGGUGCUCACGUGUGGGACCCCGAGGGAAAAGAAUAUUUGGAUUUCCUUUCGGCUUAUUCAGCAGUUAAUCAAGGUCAUUGUCACCCCAAAAUCAUUGAAGCAUUGGUUGAUCAAGCUUCUAAAUUGACAUUGUGUUCAAGAGCAUUUUCUUCUGAUGUGUUUGGUGUUUAUGCCAAGUACAUUACUGAAUAUUUCAAUUAUGAAAUGGUGUUGCCCAUGAAUACUGGUGCAGAAGCUGUUGAAACUGGGUUGAAAUUGGCUAGAAGAUGGGGGUAUGUUAAAAAGGGCAUUCCUGAAAAUGAAGCCAUUAUAUUGGCAGCUGUCAAUAAUUUCCAUGGUAGAACAUUGGGAGUUAUUUCAAUGUCAACUGAUACUGAUGCCACAACUAAUUUUGGUCCUUCUUUACCCAAUGUUGGUCCUCAAAUUCCUGGUGAACCAAAAGGAGCAUUGUUGAGAUUUGGAGUGAUUGAAGAUGUUGAAAAGGCAUUUGCCAAUGCUGGUGAUAAAAUAGCUGCUAUAUUGUUGGAACCAAUUCAAGGUGAAGCUGGUAUUGUGGUACCACCUCCAGACUAUUUACCUCGUGUCCAACAAUUGUGUAAACAACACAAUGUAUUGUUGAUUUGUGAUGAAAUUCAAACUGGGGUUGCUAGAACUGGGAAAAUGUUGUGCUAUGAACAUUCACCAGGUGUCAAACCUGAUAUUGUCUUGCUUGGAAAAGCCAUUUCUGGUGGUGUUGUACCAGUAUCAGCAGUAUUAUCAUCAAGGGAAAUUAUGUUGACAUUGGAACCAGGAUCUCAUGGAUCCACUUACGGUGGUAACCCCUUGGCUUGUAGAGUAGCUAUUGCUGCUUUACAAGUGGUUAAAGAUGAAAAUUUAGUCGACAGAUCACAACAGUUGGGUGACUUGUUGAAACAGGAAUUACAAAAGUUGCAACAACAAAGCAAUGGUAUAAUUAGUGAAGUUAGAGGUAAAGGGUUAUUAUCAGCUAUAGUUAUUGAUGAUACCAAAACCAAUGGUAAAACUGCUUGGGAUUUGUGUUUGUUGAUGAAGGAUCAUGGAGUAUUGGCUAAACCAACACAUGAUAACAUCAUUAGAUUAGCCCCUCCAUUGGUAAUUAGUGAAGAGGAUUUAUUGAAAGGAGUUGAUUCAAUUAAGAAAUCUUUGCAAGAUUUUACCAAAUAA